AUGGCUGUUCGUGUACCUGGAAUGGUUCACGCCAAGGAGAUCUUCAAGCGCUCUCUUUUGAGAAGGAACCUAUUACCUUCAGCAACAAUGACUGAUGUUCCAAAGGGCCACUUUGCAGUUUAUGUUGGCGUGAAUGAAAAGAAGAGAUUCAUUGUUCCAAUAUCCUACUUGAACCAUCCUUCAUUCCAAGAUUUGCUCAAUAAGGCUGAGGAAGAGUUCGGGUUCAAGCACCCAACAGGUGGUCUGACAAUUCCUUGCAAAGAAGAAACCUUCAUUGGUCUGGCAUCUCAAUUGAGUGGCUAAUGCGAGGAGGAAUUUAAGAUCAACUAUUCCAGUCAAAGGAAACAUGGGUUGGCUCAUUGUCUUCUUUACUGCAAUCAGGAUUGCAGUUUCAAAUCACAGAUUCUGAGCAAAAAGGAAGACAUUAUGUUCAAGCUGAAAGGGAAGCAGGUUGGAAUUACUUUAGGACCAAUCUCUCCAACAAUUUUGCAAAGUAUUUUUACUUGCCUCUGCAAUGUAAAUUUUCGUCUGUACAGGAUUAGGGAGUAAAAUCA
Messenger RNA from Nelumbo nucifera (sacred lotus), 554 nucleotides. Lineage: Eukaryota; Viridiplantae; Streptophyta; Magnoliopsida; Proteales; Nelumbonaceae. The record is from RefSeq and is a predicted model, not a curated record.